This is a messenger RNA of Canis lupus familiaris (dog), 5876 nucleotides long. RefSeq names its product integrin subunit beta 4 (gene ITGB4). NCBI's taxonomy places the organism in Eukaryota, Metazoa, Chordata, Mammalia, Carnivora, Canidae. Bases 126 to 5540 code for a protein of 1804 amino acids. Gene Ontology annotation, molecular function: integrin binding. The record is from RefSeq and is a predicted model, not a curated record. Gene Ontology annotation, cellular component: membrane; focal adhesion; integrin complex. The transcript is spliced from 40 exons. Gene Ontology annotation, biological process: hemidesmosome assembly; cell communication; cell adhesion mediated by integrin.
AAGCGGUGCCCCCCCGCGGCCGCCGCCGCCCUCCGGACCGUCCCCGGCUCGCCCGCGCCGCAGCGGGAGCAGCCGAGCGGAGCCCAGCGCGGGGAGGGCGCGAGGCCGCGCCGAGGAGGAAGAGGAUGGCAGGACUGAGUCCCCACCCAUGGACCUGGCUGCUGCUGGCAGUCCUGAUGACUGUCAGCUUCCCCGGGGAAAUGGCGAACCGCUGCAAGAGGGCCCAGGUGAAGAGCUGCACGGAGUGCAUCCGCGUGGACCGAGACUGCGCCUACUGUGUGGAUGAGAUGUUCAAGGAGCGGCGCUGCAACACCCAGGAAGAGCUGCUGGCUGCGGGCUGCCGGUGGGAGAGCGUGGUGGUCAUGAAGAGCAGCUUCACGAUCACAGAGGAGAUCGAGAUCAACAAGACCCUGCGGCGCAGCCAGGUGUCGCCCCAGGGGCUGCGGGCCCGGCUGCGGCCAGGCGAGGAGCAGCACUUUGAGCUGUUGGUGUUUGAGCCCAGGGAGAGCCCUAUGGACCUGUACAUCCUCAUGGACUUCUCCAACUCCAUGUCCGACGAUCUGGACAACCUCAAGCAGAUGGGGGAAAGGCUGGCCCAGGUCCUGAGCCAGCUCACCAACGACUACACCAUUGGAUUUGGAAAGUUUGUGGACAAAGUCAGCGUCCCUCAGACAGACAUGAGGCCUGAGAAGCUGAAGGAGCCCUGGCCCAACAGCGACCCCCCCUUCUCCUUCAAAAAUGUUAUCAGCCUGACAGAAAACUUGGAGGAGUUUCGGAAUAAACUGCUGGGAGAGCGGAUUUCAGGCAACCUGGACGCUCCCGAAGGAGGUUUUGAUGCCAUCCUGCAGGUGGCCGUGUGCACGAGGGACAUUGGCUGGCGCCCCGACAGCACCCACCUGCUGGUAUUCUCCACCGAGUCAGCUUUCCACUAUGAGGCCGAUGGUGCCAACGUGCUGGCUGGCAUCAUGAGCCGCAAUGAUGAGGCAUGCCACCUGGACACCUCGGGCACCUAUACCCAGUACAAGACACAGGACUAUCCAUCAGUACCCACCCUGGUGCGCCUGCUUGGCAAACACAACAUUAUCCCCAUCUUCGCCGUCACCAACUAUUCCUACAGCUAUUAUGAGAAGCUGCACACCUACUUCCCCGUCUCCUCGCUUGGGGUGCUGCAAGAGGACUCCUCCAACAUUGUGGAGCUGCUGGAGGAAGCCAUCAACCGCAUUCGUUCUAACCUGGACAUCCGGGCCCUGGAAAGUCCCCGAGGCCUGCGGACAGAGGUCACCUCCAGGAUGUUCCAAAAGACAAAUACCGGCUCCUUUCACAUCCAGCGUGGGGAAGUGGGCACAUACCAGGUGCAGCUGAGGGCCUUGGAAUUUGUGGAUGGGACUCACGUGUGCCAGUUGGGAGAGGAGGACCAGAAGGGCAACAUCCACCUGAAGCCCUCCUUCUCAGAUGGCCUCAGGAUGGAUGUGGGCAUCAUCUGUGACGUGUGCCCCUGUGAGCUGCAAAAAGAGGUGCUUUCAGCUCGCUGCAGCUACCACGGAGACUUCAUGUGUGGACACUGUGUGUGCAAUGAGGGCUGGAGUGGCAAGACCUGCAGCUGCUCCACUGGUUCACUGAGUGACAUAAAGCCCUGCCUGAGGGAGGGCGAAGACAAGCCGUGCUCUGGGCGUGGCGAGUGCCAAUGCAGCCACUGUGUGUGCUAUGGAGAAGGCCGCUAUGAGGGUCCAUUCUGCGAGUAUGACAACUUCCAGUGUCCCCGUGCCUCGGGGGUCCUCUGUAAUGACCGGGGACGGUGUUCCAUGGGCCAAUGUGUGUGUGAGGCUGGCUGGACAGGCUUGAGCUGUGACUGUCCUCUCAGCAAUGCCACCUGCAUCGACAGCAGUGGGGGCAUCUGUAAUGGGCGUGGCUACUGUGAGUGCGGCCGCUGUCACUGCAACCAGCACUCACUCUACACGGACACCACCUGUGAGAUCAACUACUCAGCGAUCCGCCUGGGCCUCUGUGAGGACCUGCGCUCCUGUGUGCAGUGCCAAGCCUGGGGCACCGGUGAGAAGAAGGGCCGCAAGUGCGAGGAGUGCAGCUUCAAGGUCAAGAUGGUGGACGAGCUUAAGAAAGGAGAGGAGGUGUUGGAGCACUGCUCCUUCCGGGAUGAGGAGGAUGACUGCACAUACAGCUAUACCGUGGAGGGCGACGGCACCCCGGGGCCCAACAGCACUGUCCUGGUGCACAAGAAGAAAGAGUGCCCACCCAGGUCCUUCUGGUGGCUCAUCCCUCUGCUCAUCUUCCUCCUGCUGCUCCUGGCACUGCUGUUGCUGCUCUGCUGGAAGUACUGUGCCUGCUGCAAGGCUUGCCUGGCACUUCUUCCUUGCUGCAACCGAGGUCACAUGGUGGGCUUCAAGGAGGACCACUACAUGCUGCGGGAGAACCUGAUGGCCUCCGACCACCUGGACACGCCCAUGCUACGCAGCGGGAACCUCAAGGGACGUGACAUGGUCAGAUGGAAAAUCACCAACAACGUGCAGCGGCCUGGCUUUGCCACCCACACCUCCAGCAUCAACCCCACAGAGCUGGUGCCCUAUGGGCUGUCCCUGCGCCUCGCCCGCCUAUGCACCGAGAACCUGCUAAAGCCUGGCACGCGAGAAUGUGACCAACUGCGCCAGGAGGUGGAGGAAAACCUGAAUGAGGUGUACAGACAGAUCACAGACACACACAAGAUCCAGCAGACCAAAUUCCGGCAGCAGCCCAACUCUGGGAAAAAGCAGGACCACACCAUUGUGGACACGGUGCUGACGGCGCCGCGCUCGGCCAAGCAGGCCCUGCUCAAGCUGACAGAGAAGCACGUGGAGCAGGGGGCUUUCCACGAGCUCAAGGUGGCCCCCGGCUACUACACCCUCACUGCAGACCAGGAUGCCCGGGGCAUGGUGGAGUUCCAGGAGGGCGUGGAGCUGGUAGACGUGCGGGUACCCCUCUUUAUCCGGCCCGAGGAUGACGAUGAGAAGCAGCUGCUGGUGGAGGCCAUCGACGUACCCAUGGGCACGGCCACCCUCGGGCGCCGCUUGGUAAACAUCACCAUCAUCAAGGAGCAAGCCAGCGGGAUAGUGUCCUUCGAGAAGCCCGAGUUCUUGGUCAGCGGCGGGGAGCAAGUGGCCCGCAUUCCUGUCGUCCGGCGCAUCCUGGACAGUGGCAAGUCCCAGGUCUCCUACCGCACACAGGAUAACACUGCACAAGGCAACCGGGACUACAUCCCCGCAGAGGGUGACCUACUCUUCCAACCUGGGGAGACCUGGAAGGAGCUGCAGGUGAAGCUCCUGGAGCUGCAGGAGAUGGAUGCCCUCCUGCGGGGCGGCCAGACCCGCCGCUUCCACAUUCAACUCAGCAACCCCAAGUUUGGGGCCCGCCUGGGCCAGCCCCACUUAGCCACCGUCGUCAUUGGGGAACGAGAUGAACUGGACAGGAACUUCACAAGCCAGAUGCUGUCAUCCUUCCCAUCCCAGCAUGGUGACCUGGGUGCCCCUCAGAACCCUAAUGCCAAGGCUGCCGGGUCCCGGAAAAUCCACUUCAACUGGCUGCCCCCUCCUGGCAAGCCAGCAGGGUACAGGGUGAAGUACUGGAUCCAGGGUGACUCUGAGUCCGAAGCCCACCUGCUUGACAGCAAAGUGCCCUCAGUGGAGCUCACCAACCUGUACCCAUAUUGCGACUAUGAGAUGAAGGUGUGCGCCUAUGGGGCCCAGGGCGAGGGCCCGUACAGCUCCUUGGUGUCCUGCCGCACGCAGCAGGAAGUGCCCAGCGAGCCAGGGCGGCUGGCCUUCAAUGUCGUCUCCUCUACGGUGACCCAGCUGAGCUGGGGUGAGCCAGCUGAGACCAACGGCGAGAUCACGGCCUACGAGGUCUGCUACGGCUUGGUCAACGAGGACAACCGACCCAUCGGGCCCAUGAAGAAGGUGUUGGUGGACAGUCCCAAGAAACGGAUGCUGCUCAUUGAGAACCUGCGGGAGUCCCAGCCAUACCGCUACACGGUGAAGGCGCGCAAUGGGGCAGGCUGGGGGCCCGAGCGGGAGGCCAUCAUCAACCUGGCCACCCAGCCCAAGCGGCCCAUGUCCAUCCCCAUCAUCCCGGACAUCCCCAUUGUGGACGCCCAGUGUGGGGAAGACUAUGAGAGCUUCCUCAUGUACAGUGAUGACGUUCUACGCUCCCCUACUGGCAGCCAGAGGCCUAGUGUCUCCGAUGACACUGAGCAUCUGGUGAACGGACGGAUGGACUUUGCCUUCCCGGGCAGCGCCAACUCCCUGCACAGGAUGACUGUGGCCAACACUGCCUAUGGGACCCACCUGAGCCCACACGUGUCCCACCGGGUGCUGAGUACAUCCUCCACCCUCACGCGGGACUACCACUCGCUGACCCGCACAGAACACUCCCACUCUGCCACGCUGCCCAGAGACUACUCCACCCUCACCUCCCUCUCCUCCCACAGCCUCCCUCCCAUCUGGGAAGAAGGGAGGAGCAGGCUUCCGCUGUCCUGGGCCCUGGGGCCCCUGAGUCGGGCCCAGAUGAAGGGGUUCCCUCCCUCUGGGAACUCACAAGACACUAUAAUCCUGGCUGGGCAGCCAGCAGCGCCCUUUCGGGGCCCAGACUCCCGCUUGGCCCCGAGUUUGCCCAACACACCCACCCGCCUGGUGUUCUCAGCACUGGGACCCACAUCUCUGAAAGUGAGCUGGCAGGAGCCACAGUGUGAGCAGGUGCUGCAGGGCUACAGCGUGGAGUACCAGCUGCUGAACGGCGGGGAGCUGUAUCGGCUCAACAUCCCUAACCCCAGCCAGACUUCAGUGGUGGUGGAAGACCUUCUGCCCAACCAUUCCUACCUGUUCCGCGUGCGGGCCCAGAGCCAGGAAGGCUGGGGCCCAGAACGCGAGGGCGUCAUCACCAUUGAGUCCCAGGUGCACCCCCAGAGUCCACUCUGCCCCCUGCCAGGCUCCCCCUUCACUUUGAGCACACCCAGUGCCCCAGGCCCACUGGUGUUUACUGCCCUGAGCCCAGACUCCCUGCAGUUGAGCUGGGAGCGGCCACGCAGGCCUGAAGGGAACAUCCUUGGCUACGUGGUGACCUGUGAGAUGGCUCAUGGAGGAGAACCAGCCACAUUCCUGGUGGAUGGGGACAGCCCCGAGAGCCGGCUGACCGUGCCAGGCCUCAGUGAGAACGUGCCCUACAAGUUCAAGGUACAGGCCAGGACCACCGAGGGUUGUGGGCCAGAGCGUGAGGGCAUCAUCACCAUUGAGUCCCAGGAUGGAGGCCCUUUCCCACAACUGGGCAGCCACCUCGGACUCGUCCAGCACCCACUGCCAGGCGAGUACAGCAGCAUCACCACCACCCAUACCAGUACAACCGAACCCUUCCUACUGGAUGGACUGACCCUGGGGUCCCAGCGCCUGGAAGCAAGUGGCUCCCUCACCCGCCACGUGACUCAGGAGUUUGUGAGCCGGACACUAACCACCAGUGGCACCCUCAGUACCCAGGUGGACCAGCAGUUCUUCCAGACCUGAUCCCCCACCACCACCCUUACCCAACAGUGUGCUGGAACCUGGGUCCCCACCCUGCCUCCUCUCCCUGGCUCUGCCUCAGCUACUCCAUCCUUGGAUCCCCCUCCCCCCGCAGCCCAGCGCACCCACAAUCGGAUCACAGGACCAGCACCUCGGGCUACAGAGCAGAGGGAAGGUGUCCUCUGGGGGGGUAUGAAGGAAGCAGAGGUCCCAGAAGGCCCUUCUGGCUGCAACUCCCCUACCCCAGGCCCCAGCCCAUUUGUGAGUAACCAAGGAGUGGGCACCAGUAUGACAAGGGCCCAGCUUUGUUUGGCACUUAAUAAAAGAUUUUGCUACGGC